Molecule: messenger RNA, 519 nt
Organism: Planococcus citri (citrus mealybug)
Lineage: Eukaryota; Metazoa; Arthropoda; Insecta; Hemiptera; Pseudococcidae
Product: maltase 1-like
Exons: 3
Coding region: 1-519 (172 amino acids)
Biological process (GO): carbohydrate metabolic process
Source: RefSeq, a predicted model, not a curated record
AUGUAUUUCUUCAGUAUAUUUUUGGUGAUAUUUUGUACAUCUGGAACAACUCAUGUUAGCACAUUAUCGUCAGAAGAUGAAUUGGAUUGGUGGCAGAAAUCUGUCAUCUAUCAGAUUUAUCCCAGGUCCUUCAAGGAUAGUGAUUCCAACGGAAUUGGUGACUUGAAAGGGAUUGAGGAAAAAGCAGAAUACUUCAAAGAUUUAGGUGUGGGUGCAAUAUGGCUAUCUCCAAUAUUUAAAUCGCCAAUGGUGGAUAUGGGAUUUGAUGUUUCAGAUUUCAAAUCAAUAGAUCCUGUUUUUGGAACGAUGGCUGAUUUUGAAUCAUUGCGGGACAAAUUGCAUUCUUUUGGAAUAAAAUUGAUUCUGGAUUUCGUACCAAAUCACAGCAGUGACGAACACAACUGGUUCAUCAAAUCAGUGCAGAGAAUUGAACCAUAUACAGAUUACUACGUUUGGCAAGAUCCAAAAGCUUGGAUUAAUGAAACUACACCUGUUCCUCCAAGCAACUGGGUACAGUAA